Molecule: messenger RNA, 759 nt
Organism: Lactuca virosa
Lineage: Eukaryota; Viridiplantae; Streptophyta; Magnoliopsida; Asterales; Asteraceae
Source: the annotation of a GenBank genome assembly
AUGGAUGCAGCCGUUCCGAAAGUUCGAACCGAAGGCGAACCUGCUGUUGCGGGGGAAUUAGGGAAAAAUGUUGAUCAGAUCAUCGUGAAGGUUGAUGAGAGAACAGCGCCCACAAUCAUAAAAAUGUACGUGCACAAAAAGGAGCGAGGGAAAACUAUAGCACAGAAAUAUAUAUAUAACUCACUCACCACAAUCUUGUUGAUUUUUGACGGGGGAGACGGCACCUUUGGUCCUCCAGUCAACAGAAUCAGGCAGAACAUCAUCGGAAACGGAAAGAAGAGAGUUUUGCUGCUCUUACAGUCCCCCUCACUGCAAGUUUCCCAAAGCCAAUUUCAACGUGAGAGCAUUCAGGAGAUUCCACUAAGCAUACAUCAAUACAAGUUGCUUACACCAUCAGUUCUGAUUGGUCGAUUGGUUAAUGCCCACCAACAUCUCCUGGCACUCAGGAUAUCAGAUUAUCUUAGAAUGAACCAAGAAGUGGUUAUCAUGCACUGGGCUUGUUCAAAGCUCACAGUAUCAUCAGCAGUUCCUGAUGCUACUCUCCUUGAAAUUUUACUUGAUAAGUUAAAAUUGUGCAGAAGCAUUUCUUAUGCUGCAGUUGCUGCUCAUGCAGAUCAGACUAGCAUGAGGAAAUUAGCCGCUAUGCUUGUUGAACAUGAACCUCUAUCCUCAAAGCAGGUUGCUCUGUUACUAGGCAUUGGGGAAGAAGAUACAACCCUGACUAAAGCAACUGAAAGUGGUGAUACUAAUCUUUUUUAG